This is a messenger RNA of Bactrocera tryoni, 915 nucleotides long. Its product is annotated as dTTP/UTP pyrophosphatase. Gene Ontology annotation, molecular function: nucleoside triphosphate diphosphatase activity. The record is from RefSeq and is a predicted model, not a curated record. Bases 105 to 764 code for a protein of 219 amino acids. The transcript is spliced from 4 exons. NCBI's taxonomy places the organism in Eukaryota, Metazoa, Arthropoda, Insecta, Diptera, Tephritidae.
UGUAAAAGUAUGGUAUUCAUUUUAUCAUACUGAUUUUAUUCUGAAACGUGUGAUAGCGUUAUAGUGCGUAAAGUUGUUUUAUUAAUAAAAAUACGUGUUAAAUAAUGUUGGCAACGGUUAAACAUUUGCUAGCGCAAAAGCGUAUUGUAUUAGCAAGCAGUUCUCCUCGACGGCAGGAGCUUGUAAAGUCCAUUGGACUCAAUAUUGAGUUAUGUCCAUCUAACUUUGAAGAAAAUUUGGACUAUCAUGAAUUCAAGGAAUUCGCUGGCUUUGUUGAAGCUACUGCUGAUGGCAAGGCUGAAGAGGUGUAUCAACGCUUGCAUGCCGCUGAUCCCACAUCAGAUUUACUAGUUAUAGGCGCCGACACAAUGGUCACGUUAGGUGAUGAAGUUUAUGGCAAGCCAAAGGAUGCUGCCGAUGCUGUUCGCAUGCUGACUAAUCUUGCAGGCAAAUGUAAUCGCACGCAUACGGGUAUUGCGCUGCGUCACAGUAAAGGCAGUCGACAUUUUACAGAAACUACUGAUGUCUACUUCGGUGAAUUAAGCAAAGAACAAAUUCAGGACUAUGUUGAUAGCGGCGAACCGCUCGAUAAAGCGGGCGCCUAUGGCAUACAAGGAAUUGGUGGCUCCUUAAUUGCUAAAAUUGAAGGUGAUUAUUAUUGUGUUAUGGGCUUGCCAUUACAUCGUCUGUGCAAGGAAAUAUGUGCUUUGCUUGAGGAAACCGAAAAUGGUUGCUCUGCCGAAAAGAAAUCAAGAAAAGAGUGAUGUAGUGAAUGACAGAUAAUGCAAUAUUUGUUCUCUGCCGCAGAUAUUCAAUUUUAAUACAAAAGUCAUACAAGCUAAAUUUACAAAAGAUCUCAGUGAAUUAUAAUUAAAAUGACAAAAUUAUUAAAAUGAGAAUCUAUGAGAAAAAUUA